This is a messenger RNA of Sphaeramia orbicularis (orbiculate cardinalfish), 1944 nucleotides long. It is a transcript of the gene ube2na, whose product is annotated as ubiquitin-conjugating enzyme E2Na. Bases 76 to 540 code for a protein of 154 amino acids. Lineage: Eukaryota; Metazoa; Chordata; Actinopteri; Kurtiformes; Apogonidae. The transcript has 4 exons. The record is from RefSeq and is a predicted model, not a curated record.
GAAGACGUGUAUGUGCUGCUGUCAAUGCCAACGGCGGAGGAGGCACUGAGAGCUGAAGACCACAUUUAAGACAAGAUGGCAGGUCUGCCCCGCAGGAUCGUCAAGGAAACUCAGCGUUUGAUUGCAGAACCUGUUCCAGGCAUCAAAGCAGAACCAGAUGAGAGCAAUGCGCGCUACUUUCACGUGGUCAUCGCUGGACCUCAGGACUCACCGUUUGAGGGGGGCACAUUUAAACUUGAACUCUUUUUACCAGAGGAAUACCCCAUGGCAGCUCCUAAAGUACGCUUUAUGACCAAAAUAUAUCAUCCCAAUGUAGACAAGUUGGGAAGAAUAUGCCUAGACAUUUUGAAAGAUAAAUGGUCACCAGCUCUGCAAAUUCGCACAGUACUGCUGUCGAUCCAGGCAUUACUAAGCGCACCAAACCCGGAUGAUCCCCUAGCAAAUGAUGUUGCAGAGACGUGGAAGAGCAAUGAAGCUGAAGCCAUAAAAAUAGCUCAGACAUGGACCAAGCUUUAUGCUGGAAACAAAUAUGACGUGUAAAACAGCCUGACAACUGGAGACACAAGUGGAAGUCAAGUGUGAACACAAUUCAUCAUGUUCUGCCAAGGCCUCUUCCUACUUCAUUUGCAUAUAAAGGACACAGUCUUAAAUAUACAGUAUAUAAAAAAUAUACAUAUAUAUUAUAAUAUAAACAUAAUCUAAAGGAAAAAAAAGACCUGAUGACAGUUGGUGAUUUAAAUGCACACUAGCGAUGACAUGACUCGUCUUUGUCCUUAUUCACUACUGUUCAAAUGCAUGGGCAGAGGUUUUCGAUCUACUCACCUGGCUUUCUUUGUCCAUCGAUUUUUGGGAGGCUUUCGCCAACAGCUGCUUCAACAAGCACAUUUAGGGGUAAAAGGGUGUUGUGUAUGUCCCAUAUGUUUGGUGUGGUGUGGGGUUGAGGGUGGGGCGGAGCAGAGGAGGGAAAAACUGACUAGAUGUGGUCAACAUGGUAUAUAUAUAUAUAUUUUUUUUUUGUUUUUGUUUUAGCUUCGUUCUCUUGUGUUGCUGUUCGUUUAUAAAAAUGCAGCUAACUACUAUUAGCCCCUUAUAUUUAGACACUCACCUGGAGAUGGACAUGAGUUGAGUCUUGCAUAGAUGGCCCAGUGGGACGCAUAAACAAUCGUAGCCCUACUUCUGUAAGUCACAAACAGCUCCAUUACAUACAGAGCAUUCAUUCAUUUUCUGAACUGCUUACCCCAGAGAUGGUCGUGUAGGCACUGGAGCCUAUCCCAACUAUCAACAGGCCCUGGAUGUGUCGCCAGUUCAUCACAGGGCUGACAUAUAAAAGAACAACCACCCCCCUCACCAAUACAGAAUACUAACACAAAAAAAAACAAUCUGAGCCUGCCACCAUCACAUUAACCUUUUCAACCGCUGUCAGUUUAGACUGUGGAAGAGGAGGAGGAGGAGGAAGAGUGUAGAAGAUAGAGUGGACAUGAGUGAACCUUUCCUUAGUUUUUAGCACAAAUAUUUUUAUUACCAUAUCCUGUCUUCUCUGAAAUGUUUUUGCUAUGGCCAUACUAACUACUCUGCCUUUUCCCCAUGUUUCAUCACAAUCUAAUGCUUCAAGACUCAGUGGUUUGCUUCCUUCCAAUGGCAUUUAUUUCACAAGGCAGUGGUUACAUUGAGCUGUCAGUCGUAUGAUGUCGAUUAUAAUAAUAGAUGUAUUUACGUGGGAGGACGAGAUGCAGGUUUGUUGCAGGAUCAAACUCCAGAAGAUCAAUGAAGGCUCUGACUGAUGUCAUGAUUGGUCUUUGGCUGAAAGUCUAUAUUCAGUUCACUGUUUGUAAAUUCAUUCUUUCUAUUAAUCUGGGAGGGGAUUAUUUUCCUUCUCCCAGUGUGCUAUGAAACAGUCCACCUGCAUAUGUUUUUGUUCUGUAAAUAAAAUCUGUUGAUUAAUAA